CCCCACAACUACAUUCGCCCUGAAAAUUAUAAUCACCGGCGGCCUGUCGUUACGCUGAUGAAGAGUCAGGAGAUAUCGAAGCUGGUACCUUAUUCCGGCCUUAUCCUGACAGUGUCCCUUGUUGUCUUCUUCUUAGUGCGAUACUACUUUUUCGAAAACUUUCUGUUGCCACGAUUCUAUGGCGACAUAUACACCAAACUCGAUGACAACCGAAAACGCGGGUUUAUCAACCACCAUGUCGCUGCCGCGGCCAAGAUAGUCAUGCUGAUCACGGGUGCCUACCCUUUCUUUUCCGUACUCGCAGGAUCUGCUCCGCGUCUGAGCCAGUCGUUUGCCGGUUCCAAGAUUGUGACUUUGGGAGAUGUACUGCUCGUCUUGAACCAGGUCUUCAUAGCGAUGUACGUGUUCGAGCUCAUGUUCCGAGCAAAAUUGUCUCCUGUCGCUGUCGCACACCACAUGGGUUCCGUCAUCAUUGCCGCAGUAGCAGUAGCCUACAGUUACAACUGGAAGCAUCACCCUGAUGCUACCCUUGAGUUCAUCCUCUGUUAUUUGUGGGGGAUAUUUGACGUGAUUGCGGAAUUUUGGCCCCAUGUUGCGAUCAUCCUCCUACGAAUGCGACCCAAAGACCAUGAGUACUUGCGCAAGGUCUUCUUCUCCGCCAUGAUCGUGACGUUUUCUGGUACCGUGGUCGAGACCAUCGUGGUCCUAUACUUCUGGGGUUGGGCAUGGGAUCGAUGGUCGUUGGUUUUCAAGAUCUUGACGCCAAUCUUGCACUGCAUCUUCACCGCUGCGCAACUGUGGGGUGCAAGGAAUUUCUACUUGAUGUGGACAGAUCAGAAGAAGAAACUAGUCGUGGGCGCCCCCACCCCCGCAAACUCCGAAGACAGGUGGGAACAUCGUUUCAGCGCCCACGCGCAGUCGAAUGGCGAGCAACAGCUCGCAUCUUCCCGUAUGCCUGCCGCGGGCCGGGUCAAAUGGUGGUGUCUUGUUCGUGAAGUGGAGAUCAUUAUUGUCGGCGGUGGCAUCGCAGGCCUAGCCGCUGCCAUCGCUUUGCGAGGCUCGAACCGACAAGUCACUGUUCUCGAGCAAUCUCAAUUUUGUUCUGAAAUCGGAGCAACCAUAUCGUUGCAGCCAAAUGCAACGCGGAUAUUGCAACAAACAUGGGGCAUGACCGACUUACUCGAAGCUUCUUCAGGAAUGAUAGACCAAGGCCUUCGCAUCUUCAACUCAGAGGGAAAGAUGGUCAGAGAAAUAUCACUGCUCGCCAAAACCCAGUAUGGCGCUGAUCGUGUCAUGUGGCAUCGACAAGACCUUCAUUCAUAUCUCAUGAAGGUCGCAACGAGCACUGAUCGACAUGGCCCAGCGGCCACACUUCGCACAAGUGCGCGGGUAGCACGCUGCGAUUGCGAGACUGGGAGUGUAACACUGCAAAACGGAGAGGUCCUCUGCGCAAAUCUCAUAGUAGGUGCAGAUGGUAUCCACAGUAAUUUGCGCACCGCCGUACUGGGCAAACAGAUUACACCAAAGCCGACAGGAUCUUCUGCCUACCGCCUGAUGAUGUCUUCGGAACGCCUGAGACAGCGAGCGCCCCGCUUUGCAGAUACCAUCAAGCCAGAGGAUCCGUUUACAUCCAUGAUGGUAGCGCAUGACUGUCGCCUGAUUUCCGGACCAGCACGACAUGGCACGCUCUACAGCGUUGUUGGACUCGUUCCAGACGAGCGCAUGAACGAAGAUCCGGACAGUGCGCAAUCCUGGGUGACUGAAGGCAACAAAGAAAAAAUGCUCGAGACAUUCAAGGACUUCCCGGACUGGACUAGAGACGUGCUUCGAGAAGCAGAAAGCAUAGGAUUGUGGCAAUUGCGCGAUAUUGAUCCGCUCGAGAUCUGGCAUCGUGGGCGCGUCAUUUUGAUCGGUGAUGCAGCACAUGCAAUGUUGCCAACGCAAGGCCAAGGUGGUAGCCAGGCAGUCGAAGAUGCAGAGGCACUUGGUGCUUUCUUUGCAGACAUUGAUGGAGAGCCAAGUGAUGAAGAGGUAGAAGCAAGACUCAAGGAGGUGUUCGAGGCCCGUUAUGAGCGCGCAUCGUUGAUUCAAAAGUUUAGCCGAGAUGCGGCAAAACCUGCAACGGAUGUUGGGAGCAAGGAGGUCAAGAUGCGGCCGGAUGAGUUUAUGGAUUACAAUUGCAUGUACAGAGGCGCAUUGGAGUGGCAAAGAGCACGUGGGAUAGGCUCGGCGGCUUGA
Messenger RNA from Parastagonospora nodorum SN15, 2238 nucleotides. RefSeq lists its product as hypothetical. Lineage: Eukaryota; Fungi; Ascomycota; Dothideomycetes; Pleosporales; Phaeosphaeriaceae. The record is from RefSeq and is a predicted model, not a curated record. The transcript has 5 exons. The coding region runs from base 58 to 2238 and encodes 726 amino acids. Gene Ontology annotation, molecular function: FAD binding; monooxygenase activity.